This is a messenger RNA of Miscanthus lutarioriparius, 711 nucleotides long. The record is from the annotation of a GenBank genome assembly. Lineage: Eukaryota; Viridiplantae; Streptophyta; Magnoliopsida; Poales; Poaceae.
AUGUGGAUCUCAAGCAGUGCAGCUCAAGGCGGUGCUGGUGCAUCUCAAGAGGAUGAUGUUGCUGUUGGUGAUAAAAGGAAACAACAACAAAACAGCAAGCUGAAAUAUGUUGUUUGGAAAGAACUAUAUCUUGCUGCUGCAUCUUACCUUUGCCACUCAAAUUUAAUAGAAAGCGCCUUCUCCAAAAUUGCAGAGAGAAUUGAGUUGGAAGCUUCUGUGAUUUCAAAAGAACAAGAAAGGCACAUUCUUCAUGAAACCUACAAGGAAACCACUGGAUGCAGGAGCAGGAAAGGUCCUGGACAUGGAUACUUGGCAAAGUAUCCGACCCGAAGCCAACUUAUGAAUGAACGAAUUGAAGAGCAAGCUCGUGCAUCUGCAUUAGCAGCAGCAGCCCAACAGAAGAAUAGUGAGAUGCAAGCUGAGGCUGGUACAGAAUCUGCCCUGCCCACACAUAAUGAACCUGCUGUUGUUCCGACUCCCAUCCAAGGAUCAGAACAUGUGCAACAGACUGUACGAGACAGUGUAUUGUUGAGCAAACAGAAGAGUAUCCAACCUAGUCGCCUCACUCGCAGCGCCAACAGAUCACUUUUCCCAAAUGAUAAAGAUAGUAAUGAGACAGUGACAUUUAUUACAUCACAAACACUGAGGAAUACUGCUGCAAAUAAAAAGCUACAAUGCAGAAAGAAAGGAGGAAAGGAAGAUCAACCUUGA